UGAUGGCAGCAAUACAUGGCUGCUAAACUCUGAAGAACAAUCUUUCGUAAAAUUUCUUCUCGAGAUCGUUUCCAUUCGUUAGUGAACCUUUUCGUCGUGUACUUCGUAUUUGAUUUUUAUUCUAGAUUUUUUUUUAAGUGGUUAAAAGUAUGGAAAGUCCGAUUGUGAGUCGUUUACCACAUCAGAAUACUAUGAAGAGAACUUUAUGUAAUAGUAAACAGUAUAAGAAAAAUUAUAUUAAGAAUAUUAACGAUUUCGAGGAUAGUCAUUUUAGGAAAUGUUAUCAUGGUUAUAUUAAUGAUUUCGAUGACGGCCAUUUUGGAUAUCAGUAUUGUCCGCAAAGCAUACGAGUGCCAAUCAAAGCCGAUAUACCAGAUCGGGUUAUGAUUAGUUCGCGAAUUAAUGCUAAAACUCCGAGCCCUGGGUUGUCGCCUAAUCGAGCUUAUGAUCCGUUGGAUUAUUGUCAAAUGUCCAGAUAUUAUUUAAAUUCUCCAUUGCCAUCGUACCCUAGUAGGACGAGUCCAGCGAGAUCAAUUCCGGUACACAAUUAUUUCAAUAAAUCUUCAUUCGAUGAGUAUAAUUUUGACGAUUCGUUUAUCCAGUCGUAUGAUCGAUGGACGUUGGAUUCGAUGGAUGAAAAUUCUACUACUGCGGUAGUCACAUCAGCUGGUAUUAUAAGUUUAAUGAUUAGUAAGGGUAUUCAAGUAGAUUUGACCGUCGAUGGAGCUAUUCGAAUUCUAAACAGUCCAGGAAGAAUGGCGAUUGCUGUGAACGUAAGUGGAAAAGAAUGCGCAUUUUUACAUCCUGUCGGCAGAAUGAGACAAUACGAUAAUAAAAUCGAAAUCGUUGGUAUUUCAGCUACUCAUAAUCACAAAUUCGCCAAAAUGUGGAGCGGAGGAAUCUCAUUCACGACAGAUAAAUCCUCAAUAGUAUUUUUAAUCGAUCCAGCCGGUACAAGAAGUACUAAAGAUACAUUCUCCGAUCUGCUAGCUUCGGAUUUCUCCGAAAACGUUUUCUUUUCCGGCUCACAACACGGAGCUCAGUACUUGGACGAAUGUGUAGCUCUUCUUAACACAGCGUAUUAUAAAAUGAAAGCCGAUGGAAGCGAAGUAUGGAUUAUAAACAACAUCUUGAUACAAAAGACCGUCGAUAACUUAGUCAGCGUAAACCGGGGUAAAAAUGAGAUUCAAAUCAAGACGAAUGUAUUCGGUAAAGGACGUUUAACCACCUCGAGUUUCCACUGCACAGCUUCCAGCGGCGAACAGAAGCAUUUAUUUGUUAAAAGUGAUGAUAAACGAAUGCAUUACGAUGGUUCAAAAUUUGUCGUACGGAAUGCCGCUCAGUCUGCAGGGUUCAAUAAGGAUGGCCAAUUUACUGUUUAUUGAAUAAAUGUUAUUAUGUUAAGUUUAGUUUCUUGUUGUAUUUAUUUAUUUAUUGGUGAAAUUAUUUUCAAAAUUAUUAUUUAUUCGAGUAGGUAGAUAAUUCUAUUUAAGGUAUUUAGAAAUUUUGUUUCCUUUUGCUGUUACCGAUGAGUUAAAUUAAGUAUUAAUUUAUAGUGUAAAUUUAUUUCUUAAGAUUUCGAUAGUACUAUUGAUUAGCUCGAUUAGGUAAUGGUAAUAAUUAAUAUGAUGAAAAGUUAUUAAUGGAACUUAAAAUCUCAAUGUACAAGUUCCUUUCUAAUAUAAGACGUAGGUAUACGUAGUAAAAGUAAAGGUUUAUUCAUGUGGUCUUCUAUCGUGUAAAACUAAGGUACCUUAAGGAAAUUUUUUUUCAUGUUAAAUUUUCAUUUACGUAGAAAAUAUAGUACGGAGUUGAUAUUCAUUUUGUGAAAAAUAUAAUAAUUUUUU
Planococcus citri (citrus mealybug) is the source of this 1847-nucleotide messenger RNA. RefSeq lists its product as uncharacterized. The record is from RefSeq and is a predicted model, not a curated record. The transcript has 5 exons. Bases 150 to 1385 code for a protein of 411 amino acids. Lineage: Eukaryota; Metazoa; Arthropoda; Insecta; Hemiptera; Pseudococcidae.